Molecule: messenger RNA, 1824 nt
Organism: Lichtheimia ornata
Lineage: Eukaryota; Fungi; Mucoromycota; Mucoromycetes; Mucorales; Lichtheimiaceae
Exons: 4
Coding region: 1-1824 (607 amino acids)
Molecular function (GO): RNA binding
Source: RefSeq, a predicted model, not a curated record
AUGCAGAAUAACAAGAGCGUACAAGGCAGCAUCAUCACCGUCAGCCCAUUUGUGCCCAAGAAAAUGCGUCACAAUUCUAGUGAACUAGGAUCUGUGAGAGAAAGCAUUGAUAUGCUACCAGUCCAGCAGCAGCAGCAUCGACCCGUCAGCAUGUACUACAACAGCAAUACAACACCUGCACCUCCUCAGCAGCAUGAAAAAACGAGCCCCAACAUUGAUUACACCAAUCUCUAUAUCAAAAACCUCGACUUGACAGUCGACAGCCCCGAUUUGUUUAGGCAUUUUUAUGAUUGUGGACGUAUCAUCUCGGCACGUGUUAUGAAAAACUCACAAACUAAGCAAUCCAAAGGUUUUGGAUUUGUUAGUUUCAGCAAAGUCGAAGAAGCAUCACGCGCAUUAAAAGAGAAAAACAACACGUACAUCAAGACGAAGCAAAUCAUUGUGGCAUUUCAUGAACCAAAAAAGCCGAGAAACAAGAACACCACCAUCAACGGCAAUACCAAUAAUGGCAGCAGCAAUCUUGAAAAGAGCAACAGCAACAUGAAUGGGCAUUCUUUGUCAUCACCAUCAACACUUCAAACAACCUAUCCACCGCAAUACCGAUCGCAUGAUUUGUUGCGUCGGUAUUCACAACCAGGCAUACCAUCGCAUCCACCACCACCGUACAUGCCUGUAGCCCCAGCUGUUACCGAGUAUGUACCGUAUUCUUCAGCACAACAACCACUUUCACAACCUGAAUAUCAUCAUCAACGAUUAAGUAGCAAUAAUGAUAGUACACGCAAACUCAACACAAAUACCAAUGUCAACAAGCCUUAUCGGCCACCCAUGGUUUUGCAAUCACAGCAGCAGCAACAACAACACCAACAGCAAGCACCUCCACCACCCUCACUUACCACACUUGCAUCUGGUGCAUACAUCAAUAUCCCACCACCUGCAGCUGCAACAACACCUGUACCACAACAGCAACCUUUGCCACCCACAGCCAUUGCCACAACAACAACAACCACUACUACGACCACGAGCAAUAACGCCAUCACCACAAGCGGCAUCAAACGAAUAGGUCCAAUAGUAACACAAGCAACGGCAGCAACGCCACGACCCACAUUAAGACGACGUGGGUCAACUGAAUCUGUUUCAAGCGUUAUGACGGAAACAAGCACCAAUGUUCAAAAACAGCGAUUAGCAAAGGCGGUGGUCAAGUGCGGUGAAAAAGAACAUGUCGAUGACAUCGUUGAUAUGUUGUUGACGCUUAAACGCAAAGAGCGAUCUAUAUGUUUGUUCAAUUCUGAUUAUCUUAAAGAAAAGAUCGCCUUGGCCAAAACAGCGCUUGAGACGUUUCAGGAGGAAGAAGAAGAGGAAGAAGAAAAGAACAAUGACGAUAAAGCAAUGGUACCAAGAAAUCCUCCUAUUGCCACCACACCAUCACCACCAUUAGCAACAAUGAACAACACCAACAAUAACGCAACAACACGAACGCCAACUACAGACACGAGACCCAAGUCGCGUGCCAUACCUAUCGUUGCUCCAGCAUCAUCAUCCACAACUACCAAACCAACAACAACAACAGCUUCACCUUCACCUGGUCCCACGCGUGCUGAAAUUGACCAAUUCCUUGCAUCGAUCGAAAAUCUAACAUCGCAUGAGAAGAAACAAAAACUUGGUGAUCGACUCUUCCCAUGCGUUAAGGCUACUGGCGUCAAACACGCCCCUCGGAUCACUAUUCGCUUGUUGGAUACGGUGCCAUUGAAUGAACUUGCUCACUCCAUGAAUGAUAAGGUGGCUCUUAAAGCCAAGGUAGAUGCUGCUGUCGCGUCCAUGUCUUAA